UGUUUCUCAUUCAGCUUUAAUUAUCUUUUGUCGAUUAUUCCAUCUAUGGUGAAGGUGUCAGGCAGGAACCCCAGUGACUUUGCAGUGGUGGUUUCUAUGUUAUGCUUUCUCUCAGCCAAUAUUCUUAUAUGGGAGCUUUUAUAUGUUUCUUAACUCCUCCCUUGCCUACUGUACCCGUCAUUGUAUCCGAUCGAUCCAAGUCACGCUCAACAAUUCAGGAACUGUUAUUGUGAUGCUUUCCUGUGCACAAAUCUCGCCCACAUCGUUGGAAACAAGUACGGAAAAGGCGGUUCGGAGCUCCGCUGGUUCUAUCCCUGCGAAGCUGACAUCGUACCGCGAUUACACGGGAUGUCAAGUCUGUGCGGUCUGGUAGUCGAAUUUGCAUUCAGGCCCCUGCUAGCUCAGGCUGGAGCGAGGCAAGCAGAAGAGCUCUCUUCAAUAUUGGUACUCGCAUUUGUAGUAGCUGAUACCCCGAGCCCGCCUAUGGCGGAAUACCUUUACCACUGUUACGGAUGUGGUGACACCACCAUCUUAGUUGAAUCAGGUCGAGACUCGUUGAUGUCGUACCGCGGGGUUCUUUCGCGUAGUCUAGGGUCGGACGAGGUGACACCACUAUCAUUCCCAACCUCAGUCGAAUCAAUGCCAGAUUCGCAUUAUGUAAAGCGAGUAUGGGGUUGGUAAUAUGAUCUUCAAACGCCAUUCGGCGCAGACCCUAUCCAUGAACCAUUGGC
This is a messenger RNA of Cantharellus anzutake, 731 nucleotides long. RefSeq lists its product as uncharacterized. NCBI's taxonomy places the organism in Eukaryota, Fungi, Basidiomycota, Agaricomycetes, Cantharellales, Hydnaceae. The record is from RefSeq and is a predicted model, not a curated record. Bases 349 to 681 code for a protein of 110 amino acids. The transcript has a single exon.